Nothoprocta perdicaria is the source of this 1742-nucleotide messenger RNA. RefSeq names its product C-C chemokine receptor type 5-like. The transcript is spliced from 2 exons. Gene Ontology annotation, molecular function: C-C chemokine receptor activity. Gene Ontology annotation, cellular component: cytoplasm; membrane. Gene Ontology annotation, biological process: G protein-coupled receptor signaling pathway; positive regulation of monocyte chemotaxis; inflammatory response. NCBI's taxonomy places the organism in Eukaryota, Metazoa, Chordata, Aves, Tinamiformes, Tinamidae. Bases 33 to 1130 code for a protein of 365 amino acids. The record is from RefSeq and is a predicted model, not a curated record.
CACUGCCCACUCGCCUGCGCCACGCUACCGGGAUGGCAGAGUCACUCGAUGAACACAUGGUGGAAAACUACACUGCUGACGURGAGAAUUUACUACUGACAACUGAAUUUGACUAUGGUGAGGCCAUCCCAUGCACAAGAAUCGAGGAAAGGAACUUUGCAGCAAAAUUUCUGCCACCACUUUACUCUCUGGUGGUGAUAUUUGGCCUCCUGGGCAACAUGCUCGUUGUCCUUAUUCUGGUGAAAUACAAGCGGCUCAAGAGUAUGACUGACAUCUACCUGCUCAAUUUGGCAAUUUCUGAUCUGCUCUUCAUAUUUUCCCUCCCGUUUUGGGCUUACUAUGCUGCCCGGGAGUGGAUUUUUGGCGAUGCGCUCUGCAAGAUUCUCUCAGGUGCCUACCUGCUCGGCUUCUACAGYGGCAUCUUUUUCAUCAUCCUCCUCACCAUAGACAGGUACCUGGCCAUAGUGCACGCGGUGUUUGCUUUGAAAGCCAGAACAGUCACCUACGGCAUCCUGGCCAGCACUGUCACUUGGGUUGUUGCUCUGUUAUUCUCCCUCCCCGGAGUCUUCUUUCACAAAAGUCAAAAGGAAAAUUCRCGCUAUACUUGCAGCCCCCAUUAUCCAUCAGACCAGAGAAAUGCAUGGAAGCAGUUCUUGACUUUAAAGAUGAACAUCCUGGGACUUAUUCUCCCCAUGCUCAUUAUGAUCUGCAGCUACGCACAAAUUAUAAAGACAUUACUGCAAUGUAGGAAUGAGAAAAAGCACAAAGCAGUCAGGCUUAUUUUUAUCAUCAUGAUCGUCUACUUUUUGUUCUGGGCACCAUACAACAUCACUAUUCUCCUGCGUGAUUUUCAAGUAUCAUUAUCCCUCAACACUUGCGAAAUCAGCGGUCAGCUGGAGAAAGCAAUCCAAGUGACAGAAACCAUUUCAAUGAUCCACUGUUGUAUCAACCCRGUGAUCUACGCCUUUGCUGGAGAAAAGUUCAGAAAGUAUCUCCAGUGCUUUUUCCGAAAGCACGUUGCAUCCCACCUCUGUAAAUAUUGCCCAGUUUUCUAUGUUGACCCAGCUGAACGGGCGAGCUCCACCUACACACAGUCUACGGGAGAGCAAGAGGUCUCUGCUGCACUGUAAACUGCCUCUAAAAAAAUAGUGGAAUUAACUUUUUUAAAAUCAGUUCCAUGAAGGAUGCCUGGAAAUCUGUUCUCUGGAUAUUGCCUCUAAGGCAGCCACAGAAGCACCUGGCACAGAUGUCUACCAAGCCUUAUCUAUAUUUUGUAUGGGUAUUUGUACAUAAAUGAAGAGCUAACUGGAUAUGCAAAUGUAGGAUUCUGCGAGGCAAGAAGUAUUCUUUUUCUUUCAUGAACGUAAAAGCAGAGCUUUUUACUGAAAGGCCCAAAACUCCCAAAGACUGAGGGCUUUCUCUGUACACUAUGCUAGCRGGCCUAUAAACUGAUUUUUUAAGUGAAUUAUUAGGAGGUGAAAAAACAAUACUGGCUCUCUGGAAGCAUCUCAUGACUGUACCUUACAGAAGAUCUUUCACUCAGUUAAACUCAAGUGUUGGUCACACUCUAUAUUAGCCUCAUUUUGUUCCUGGGUAGAUAAUGUUAAAUCAUCAAGGCCUGUGAUACAGAAUCUUUAGAGGGAUAAGGGAAAACUUUGUACUUCCCAAAGRGCCUCUAAUAUUUAUGGUAUUUUUUCUUUGUGUUUAUCUGAACUCUGAACGCCAACAUCUUGGUCUUGUCU